Ciona intestinalis (vase tunicate) is the source of this 2231-nucleotide messenger RNA. The record is from RefSeq and is a predicted model, not a curated record. NCBI's taxonomy places the organism in Eukaryota, Metazoa, Chordata, Ascidiacea, Phlebobranchia, Cionidae.
AGCCCUUAGCUCAAGUUAAGUGUGUAAAUGCAUUUAACUGAGAUUGAAACAAUUGUGAUUACACGACUUUAUUCGAAUACUGACAGCACCCACGCAAUUGGAUCCGGAUAUAUUUGUUUGAACAUAUUCUGCCACAAUGUUGCGCACUCAGUCUAAGCAAACGCCGACCGAAAUGAGCCACGAUUACUUCAUGGAAACGUACGGCAAUAUCACGCCUUCGAAAAGCGAAGCUAAAGCGAUUCCCGGUUCUUCCGGUAAAGCUGUUAAAAAUGGUUGGUCACCAAGUCCACAAACGACAGGCCAAAUACACAAAGGAGAAUUUCGCUCAGCGGACAACAGACACAAGGGUUCACAGAAAAUUAAGAUGUGUGACCACUGUGCACGAAAUAACAAUAAGAACGAAGGUGUACCUUGCGAAAAUAGUCAUCUUAAUGACGAAAUUAUCGCCGAUGGUUGCGUAUGUGAGCACGUGUGCUAUGAUGUGCCUCGAAGAAAUUCCCGCAUCCAAGCUAUUGCAUCCCGCUUUGCUCGGAAGAGUUUACGUAUGGUGUCUCGGCGUAAAGGGUCCACUGAAAAUGCUUACUCGGGCGAAGGCACCAAACCGACCGACACUCCAACUAACCGAUGGAGAAACUCCAUGUUCAAACGUUCCCAAAGCAACCACGCUCAGGAAAAUGACCCAGAAAGUUACCGUCCCGUACCUCAUGCCGAUCGAGUUCAGCCCGUUACGUCACCAGAGGCACGUGACCACCAACCAACCGUGACGAUCGUACGCAGCGUGAGUCACGCACCUGCAACGUCAUCGCCCAAAAAUGACGACAGCAUCAGCAUCUUGGCCAAGCGACAUAGUGCAAGUUGUUCAUUGACGUCAACAGAGGACGACCGUACGUCACCCACUGACGAUCGAGUGCUGAACGGAAUUUUGGAGUUAAAGAAAUACAUGCUUGACGAAAGCGAGCAGGUGACGUCAUCAGGGUUAUCUAACCUACAUUCCACUGAUAAGAGAACCGAUCUCAUGGAGAAUGACGUCAAACAGAAGUACCGGUCAAUCAAAGAAAACGAAGAGACUCGUAUGGUGACAAUAGUCACGUUACUCAAACGGCGUCGCAACUCUUUAAAAAUAAAGUGCGACCAUUUCAUGAAAGAUUUGGAAAGCGAUGAAUGCGACAAAACAAGAGGGAAGACGAUCAAAGCUCGGUUGCGCCACAUGCAGCGUAAACUUGAGGUUGUGGAACAAUGUAUUGAGGAACAAAAGGAUUACAUCAAGGUUGCCGCUGCAAAGAUUGAACUGAAAUGUAGUCUGGAACUUUUCAAUCUUAAGUUAGAAAGAGAUACCAGUUCAUUAAGUGACGUCACACCUACUCGGAAAAAAACGUACAGCUCGCCAACGUCACCUAACGACCGUUUUGAAUCAGCCGACGAAACAGUCUUCGACGACUGUUCAUCUGUGUCUACCCAUUCGCCGCGGAAUCUAAAUUCAAGUUUCGACGCCUCGAAGCCACGUUACGGCCGACGUACAAGUGCCCCUUAUUACCAAUUCCGUAACCCACACAACGAUUAUGCAGCUGAUGACGACGAAGGUCGCAUGCGUUCCAUAGAUUGUGCUGUGACGUCAGACUGUGACAGCGGAUUCGACAACGGUGACGCAUUAAGUCGAAGUGACGUCAGUCUUGACCGGACGCUUUCGAAAUCCACAGGUUCAAUCGCUUCCUCGGCAUCGCGUUCUGUGCGCCUUUCUAGUGCUCAUUGUGACGACAUAAGCCCUGGAACAGUGGAGUUUAUGCCCCCUCAGUCGAAUUCCUCUUCCGAACAAUCUCUAUGCGGAUCUUCCCGUCGUGGUUCUGCCGCUGGUAGGCGGUAUAGAGCACGCAGUCGCCGCUCACUCAAGUCGGACGAAGUUGAUACGGACGUGUUAGCCAGUAUAGCGGAAUUCGAAAACUUUGCCGAGAAAACAAUGCGACGAUUGCAUCACAAUGGCAAGUUAGUUCCGCUUAAAAAAGGGACUUGACCACCCAUAGAUUUGACCACUUCGUUUCUUCAUUUUCUUUUCGCCUUAUUUAUUUUCUUCCCUCGUGCCUGCCGGAUAUUUCGCUGCUGGUGGUUCCGGUUUCAGCCAGCGCACCUAUACACUGUCUUGCAAUAAUUACACCCAGCCAUAUAUGCUAUAUAUACGUGCGACAGAUCGCCAUUGCUGUUUUUUACUCAAACAAUAAAUAUUCUUACACAUUUAA